AUGGAGUACGUCAUAAGAUUGCCACAGCAUAUCACACAAACCAAUGGGAAAGCUGAAGUGUCUAAUCGAGAAAUCAAGCAAAUCCUGGAAAAGGUGGUAAACCCUAGAAGAAAGGAUUGGUCCCCGAAGCUCGAUGAAGCGCUCUGGGCUUAUCGAACGAUAUUCAAAACACCUUUGGGAAUGUCACCUUUCAAGAUGGUGCUCUUGUUUAACUCGAGGCUUAAGCUCUUCCCUGGAAAACUGAAGUCAAAAUGGUCAGGACCAUUUAAAGUACACCAUGUUUACCCUCAUUGCGUUGUGGAUAUCAAGAAUAUGGAUGAUGUAUCCAUUUUCAAAGUCAAUGGCCAGCAUAUUAAGGCUUAUCAAGGAGUUCCACCCAUGCGUGACAAAUCUGCACUCCUCUUGCACGAUGUCAAAACUUGCUAA
Molecule: messenger RNA, 426 nt
Organism: Hibiscus syriacus
Lineage: Eukaryota; Viridiplantae; Streptophyta; Magnoliopsida; Malvales; Malvaceae
Exons: 2
Coding region: 1-426 (141 amino acids)
Molecular function (GO): nucleic acid binding
Source: RefSeq, a predicted model, not a curated record